GUCUGUCUGCUUGUAUGCUAGAAAACAUAUUUGUGUAUAGAAAUUGCCACUACACACCCCCAGUAUCAGGCAUUUAAACAGGUCUCUGAGGGGGUAGGGGUAUGUACCGGUACCCACCACCUUAAUUCAUAAAAUUGGGUCCCUAUUUUGGACCAUUGUUUUUACCUCAUUCCUAAAAAUGAAAAAUACUAUUUCUAUGAGGGGAUUUGGUGAAUCUUUCUAAGUAUAAGUUUUAUUUUCUUUAUUUUCGAGUAAGGCUGUUGUUUAACGAACAAAAAAACCUGGAACUAUGAAAAUUAAUAUAGAGUUACUGACACCAUAGUCUGCCCUCAAUCAUAGACAUUAAACAUGCCUAUUGUAGCUCCUUUUGUUGUCUGAAAACCAAAUGUAAAGUACAAAAUGAGAUGGGAACAUAUUAAUGAAAUCAGGGGUAAUGAAAAAUGAAUUUUAUAAAGUCUUAGUGCUCUCCUAACUUUGUUAUUGUUUGAUUUGCAUCCCACAGCACCAACAGCGCCCACCAAGAAAGUUGAACGAGCAAAAGUACUCUUCGACUAUGAGAAGCAAAACGACGAUGAACUAGACUUAGUAGUCGGAGAUAUUGUAACAGUCCUUAAUAAAGAUGUAGAGGACACUGAGGGCUGGUGGGAAGGAGAACUGAAGGGGAAGACAGGUCUCUUUCCUGAUAACUUUGUGGAAUUGCUACCAGAGGAAGAGGAGGAGAAAGAAAAACCAAAGCAUGUUCACAGAAAGCAUAUGCCCACUCCCACCCCAGUCCUCGAGAAGAGCGCCCCGCCCCCACUUCCUGACCAAGAAACUCAAAGCACUGGUGAACCAAAUAAAAAAGAUAUGAAGAAAGCAAGCGACCACGAACCUCCAAAGCUUCCACUACCAAAACAUCAGCCUAAACCAAGCGUUGAAUUCUCUAAGCCGAGUUUACCGCUGAAAAAACCCGUACCUCCAAAGCCUUCGACGAAGCCGAUACUUCCCUCCAAGAAACCCGUUCCUAAACCUCCUAUUAAAUCGGAAAGAGAAAUUCCAUCGAAGACUAGUGCGAGAGAACAAGAAAUCUUAAAAUCAAGUCUGAAGGACGGUCUGAAGGACGGUCUGAAGGAUGAGAAAUCAAGCGACGCUACGACCACGAACGAAGGAGGGUAAUCUAAUGGAAACUCUAGUAAACAUUGAAGUCGACGAAGAGGAAAAGGAAAAUCCCGCCGAGAUUGAACCCAAGGAGCCAGCGUGGAAGAGAGAAGCGACUAAGGCUAGAGAAGAAAGAGAAGCCAAGAAGCUAAUGGAGCAAGCGACUCCUUCCCCCGGCAGAGUUGCCAGAGAGAAAAAGGUGCCACCGCCAGUACUAGGGAAGCCCGACGAAAUCAUCGAGAAACGAAAAUCUUGGCUAAGAGAAGACAUUAAGAAACCCGAAGGCGCGCCGUCAGAAGAGGUCAGCGGUCUCCGCAAAGAGGUAACGGAUUUACGAGCGCUUUUAACUAACAUAGAAAAGAAGAUGGCCGCGAUGGAGCGAAAACACGAGGAAAAAAUCGAGAGUCUUGAAAAACGUCUUGAAAAAGAUAUUGAACAAUUAACUAGUGAUUUCGACGAAGAGCGAACGAAUCACGCUCGGUUAAAGAUCGAGGUCGAUCGCUUAAAGAAGAAAAUGCGUCGUGGUUCAGGUUCUAUAGAUGGUGACGAGUCUUCGCAAGCGUAAAUUUAGCUUUUUUAUAAAUAGCGCUGUUUUAAUAAAGAUCUGGGAAUGAUUGACAAUUGUCGUAUCAAGGCCUUAACAAAUUUGGUACUGCGCGGUCUGAUAUAUGAGAAAAAGCCUGGGAAGGAGAUGGUGUGGUCGUCUAGUUAUUUAGGUAAUGUUUAAAAAAAUGUUCAUUAGACAGAGUUAGCAAAAGAUUUAAAGCUGAUUGUUGCGUCCUCACCUGGCUGUUGAGGACGCGUCUGCUUUGCUACUACAGUCUAAUGAAAUAAUAUCCAUUGCGUAUCCAUGGAGAACCUUGGGACAUUCUACUUUAAAGGAAUUACAUCCGGGAAUCGUUUCACUUGACAAUGAUCUCACAUUCGCUCUUCUGAAGCUCAAAACGAGGCUGGUAUCGACCUUGUGGCGACAGGAAUUAUGGGACUAAGUACAAGGCGAGGUCACAGAGAUUCGCAUCUCGCAUUUCAAAUUCAACCCCACAAUCCUUUGCAGAACAAGGUAGUCACCAGUCCUCCUUUUAACAUAGAUUAUCAAUUACAUUAUGAUUUCUUUGUGGAGAGAUUCACACAACCAACUCCUCCUUGGGUUCCCAAGGGCGUGGUCCAUGAUAUUGUUAACAAAAGUUUAAGUGUGGUAUAGUUAGAUAUUGAUAAUUAGAUAUAGUAGUUAGUAUAAUUGAUAUCCAAUCGUUCUGUUGGAAUAUAUAAGGUUUUUUCCAAGGAAAUCUUUGUCUUUCUCCAAGAUUUCUUAAUGCAAUUCACUUCCGGUAUAUUUUUGGGCUGUACUUCCGGUACAUGAAAAAAUUUGCCUUGCCGGUGUCCUUAGACAAAGGUCGUACUCCAGUUUAUACACAUCGAGCUGUUACUCUGUUACCCUUGUUCACUAUAUCGUGGUUGCUGUAAUGGACUACUUUGACGAUACGGCGGCCAUCUUGCCAGAGGCCAAAACAAAAACAAAGAUGACGGAAAAUAUAUAGAUUUUCGUGUGUUUGUCUUUCUUUUACGGGCAAAGGUGAUCGAUGUGUACCUUGGGGUCCAGAGAUUAUUUAUUCUCGCUCCUGCGUUUCGAGAAGCGAAAUAGAAGCUGUGGAGCCCAGGGUAAUCGACGUGUAAUUCAUUUUUUGUCGUAUUCUCUUGUGGUGAGAUGUUGAUAUCAAUCGACGUCAUUACUGUAAAAAAGCUUUAUUUGCCCCCUGGACGCCCUAUAAUGCCUUGCGAUACAAGAUGUCCGCCGUAUCGUCGAAAUAGUCCAUAAAUUUGGCCGAGCAAACGAUUGAGAACAAUAGAGACCCACUUUUGUUUAGUAAAAAGAAAUAUUGCGAGCGCAGGAAAUAGCAGUUCUCUUCAGUCUCUUUUUGCAAACUCCGGUCGUCUUCGCCGCGCGCAUUAAUAAGAGUGGGUCCAGUUCUAGAAAGUUUGUGUAUUGGGUAGUUUUGAUUGGGUUUCCUGAUGUGUGAUAUGUCUGAGGUGGAGUGAGGCGAGCAGCUGAUCCUUGGACAACUAACACAACGGAAAACCCAGGUGUUUGUAGGAUGGAUCGUCUUCCAGCCUACCGACUUUUUUGUCAUUUAAAACAUCAGUAAUGAUGCCAAUCUCAAGCCCAGAGUCUUCCGGGCUUUUGGUCAGCGGACUUGCGCUGGUAAGACUCUUACCAGGCGCUGACGACAAAGUAGGAAGGCGCUGAAGGACUCUGGGUAGGAGAUUGUAAUUAUGCACCAUGAAUCGAGGAAGUUUGUUUGUUCCAGAGCUGCAGCCCAAAGGUCGAUUUUACUGAACUCGUUAAAAAAAUGAUAUUAGCCAUUCCGAGGUUGAGAAAAAAACUGGGUCGAGUUUGAAUUGCAGUGCAUUGUGGGUUUAAGAAGACAUUUAUUAUAUAGUGUCUAAUUCGUUCCCUAAAACAGUCCCACAAAACAAUGCAAUACGAAAUCAGCCAAGUUUUCCCCUCAACUUGGACAUGACCGAAAUACCUAAAGUCUAUCCUCAAUGGACGUUUUUAGGUGGAUGAAGACGGCCAUACUUGAUUGUCAUUUGGAGAGAAUUUCGUAUAAAAACUCGCUGUACGGAAGUGGCGUGCCAUGUUCAAUAAGUAAUAAUUUUGCGCACUUUGGUUAAAUAGAAGGUGAUGAUGCCGUGCUUCGCCGUCAUGCAGUCAUACGAAAUUUUCCCUUAGGCAUCAAGCUACUUUAAUGGUAAUUCUUCAACGUGAUUGGUCCAUUGAUUACUGGCUCGUGACGUUGCAAUCUGUGAUUGCGCAUGCUCACACUAAUUCACUCCAAUCAACACUUCACUGUUAUUACCAUUAUUCCAAUGAAAUAAUAAAAUAUAUAAAUAUGUUGGAACUAA
Actinia tenebrosa (Australian red waratah sea anemone) is the source of this 4041-nucleotide messenger RNA. RefSeq names its product SH3 domain-containing kinase-binding protein 1. Lineage: Eukaryota; Metazoa; Cnidaria; Anthozoa; Actiniaria; Actiniidae. The record is from RefSeq and is a predicted model, not a curated record. Gene Ontology annotation, molecular function: protein binding. Gene Ontology annotation, biological process: actin filament organization; cell migration.